AUGGCACAACGUCUCACAUAUAGGCGCCGCUUGAGCUAUAAUACCAGAUCAAAUAGAACCAGAGUAAUCAAGACUCCUGGUGGCAAGCUUACUUGGCUAUACGAAAAGAAACCUGCCAAAGGUCCUCACUGCGGUGAUUGUGGGUGCAGGCUUCCAGGAAUUCCAGCUCUCCGACCACGCCAAUAUGCACGAAUUUCUAAACGUCAGAAGACAGUUCGACGAGCUUACGGUGGUAGUCGUUGUGCUAGAUGCGUGAGAGACCGUAUCGUUCGGGCUUUCUUGAUUGAAGAACAAAAGAUUGUUAAGAGGGUCCUCAAGGCCCAAUCCAAACCUCCGCCCAAAAAAUGA
Molecule: messenger RNA, 348 nt
Organism: Racocetra persica
Lineage: Eukaryota; Fungi; Glomeromycota; Glomeromycetes; Diversisporales; Gigasporaceae
Source: the annotation of a GenBank genome assembly